AUGCCGCUGGAUACGACGGAAUACCUUACGAGUCGAGGAUGGAAGGGGAAGGGAACGGCGUUGAAGCAGGGUCAUCUGAGUCGACCGAUUGCUGUUGUACAGAAGAAGACCAUGUCAGGGGUUGGCAAGGAUCGGGAUGAAGCUGUACCGUUUUGGGACAACAUCUUCGCCUCUGCAGCUCAAAGUAUCGCCUCCGGUACAUCAACACCAUUAGGCUCAGGCGCCUCCACCCCGAUUGCGACUCAGUCAGGAGGACCGAGCAGCAUGAGCGUGAUGGCGCGUUCAAAGAAGGAAUUCGCUCGCCUCAAGCUAUACGCCAGCUUUGUUCGGGGGGAAGUCAUCGAGUUUAAACCGUCGGAUCCUCAAUCAUCGGUAUCAGCGGCAAGUCUUGGGAGUGGAGUAGCUUCGCCCAAAGGUUCAGCCACUCCGAUGCACCAACACAAGAUCAUGAAAUCACAGCUGUGGAAUGUUCAGCCGGUACCUUCUGCCUCGACGUCCACAACCCCUUCUCCUGUACCAGCACCAACGACAAUGUCAUCGAAAUCUGACCGGAAGGCAGAAAAAGCUCUGGAGAAGGCGGCUAAACGCGCCAGGAGGGCAGAGAAGGAGACAAGACGAGCGGAGAAGGAAGCGAAACGAGCUGAAAAGGAGAAGAGACGGGCGGAGAAGAUGGAAGCUGGAGCAGUCGGUACGAACGGUAUCGAGGAAGGUCCCGAUGGUGUCAAGGAGAAAAAGCGGAAGCGGUCUGCCGCAGGAGAGGAUGCCGUCGAUACGAAGGAGGUCAAGAAGAAGCGUAGAAAGGAAAAGAUAGAGGCUCUUGAAGGCGAUGAGCAGCAGACCGGGCAUGCGCUAUGA
Molecule: messenger RNA, 855 nt
Organism: Filobasidium floriforme
Lineage: Eukaryota; Fungi; Basidiomycota; Tremellomycetes; Filobasidiales; Filobasidiaceae
Exons: 3
Coding region: 1-855 (284 amino acids)
Source: RefSeq, a predicted model, not a curated record